AUGGGCGGAGUUCGCGAAGAUUCGAAGACAAUGCUCAUUUGGAAUUCUUUGAGAUCACCCUCAAAAAUGAUGAGAUUUUCACCGUUUCCUUUUGUUUCAAUGCCACAUUUGAUCUAUAAUUCUUGGCUGAUAUCUAAUCUACAAAAUCAGCAACUUCAACUGCAUCAGAAAGUGAAUGUUUCAAAAAGUGAGGAAGAAAUCAUAUCAGUCACUAAAUUAUCACCGCCUCUACAAACAAAGAAAUUAUCGUCAUCAACAAAAACAAUAAAAAAGGAAAAACAAAAAAUUGAAGAGGUCAGUUCUGUGUUUCAAAUUGAAAAGGGAGUUUUUGAUUUUCAGACAAGUGCACAAAAAAUGAAACGCCGUGUAAAAUGCGAAUCAUGUUCAAAAUCAUUUUGUGAUAAAGGAGCUCUAAAAAUCCACACAUCGGCUGUUCAUUUAAGAGAAAUGCAUAUGUGUACUGUAAAUGGAUGUGGAAAACAAUUUUCGAGUCGAAGGAGUAGGUAAGAACACUUUCUUCAAAAAAAAAAACAAAAAAUCUGAAAUAAAAUGAGAAUGAGAAAAACAACAUUGUCAAAUCUAAUAACAAUCAAAAUAAAAUUUGAAUGUGUUUUUCUCGGAAGUAAAAUUCAAGUUUACAGAAAUCGUCAUUCGUCAAAUACAAAUCCAAAACUUCAUAUGCCAGAAUCUUUACCAACUUCACCAAAAUCACCAUUUUGGUCACCUGCUAAUUUUUUGAUAAUCUCUCCAAAAAACGAAAUGAAUAAAUAA
Molecule: messenger RNA, 771 nt
Organism: Caenorhabditis angaria
Lineage: Eukaryota; Metazoa; Nematoda; Chromadorea; Rhabditida; Rhabditidae
Source: the annotation of a GenBank genome assembly